This is a messenger RNA of Penicillium bovifimosum, 1638 nucleotides long. Its product is annotated as translation initiation factor eIF2B subunit gamma. The transcript has 3 exons. Lineage: Eukaryota; Fungi; Ascomycota; Eurotiomycetes; Eurotiales; Aspergillaceae. Bases 1 to 1638 code for a protein of 545 amino acids. The record is from RefSeq and is a predicted model, not a curated record. Gene Ontology annotation, biological process: cytoplasmic translational initiation. Gene Ontology annotation, cellular component: eukaryotic translation initiation factor 2B complex; guanyl-nucleotide exchange factor complex. Gene Ontology annotation, molecular function: guanyl-nucleotide exchange factor activity; translation initiation factor activity.
AUGCCUCAUUCGGCACCUGUGCCACCAACGGGCCUUCAAGCCCUAAUUCUUUGUGGCCCCGGUGUAUCGCUCAACACAUUUACAUCUAACCCUGAGGAAUACCCAAAAUGUCUUAUCCCUGUUGCCAACCGUCCGAUGCUCUGGUAUGCCCUCGAUUGGUCGAAAAGGAUGGGUAUUACUGAUGUCACAUUGGUCACCCCUCCGUCUUCGCUCGCUCCCAUUCAAGCCGCCCUACGACAGAACCCUCACCUUACCUCACUCCCUUUGCCCUCAGUUAUCGCGCCUACGGACCUCGAGAUGACGACCGGAACAGCGGAGCUCCUUCGUCUUCCGGAGGUUCAAAACUGCAUCAAAUCUGAUUUCCUUCUCUUGCCUUGUGAUCUCGUCUGCGAAUUACCUGGGGAGUCACUACUUGAGGCAUGGAUGGUGUCUUGUGGCGAGAAGGAUCGUCGCAAUGGGCUCAGCAUGUACUAUCAAACACAGGGACGGGAGGAGAGUGUCAAGGGUGAAGCAACAGAUUUCAUCGCUGUUGCCCCACUUGAACUGAAUGAAGCUCCCACCGUGUCCCAUGCGGCGCCCCGCUCCUCGCUCACCAAAUUAGUCCUUUCUAUGCCUAUGGACACGUUGAAACAGAAAUUGGAGACUGACAAGGGCUUCCUUGUGCGUCACUCCCUAGUGGAUGCGCAUGCGCAGGUAAAACUUCUGACGACCUACCGUGAUGCGCACAUCUACCUUCUUCCCCACUGGGUCAAGGAUAUGGCUCGUCUGAACGAGAAUUUCCAGUCGGUCAGCGAGGACCUGGUCGGAUGGUGGGCCAAGUCAGAGUGGCAACGCGGCCUUAGCGACAAGCUGCAGAUUAGCAAGAUCUUCCAGAAGAAGAGCCGGCGCCCAAGUCACAGCGACACUCUCGGUGAUAGCGAGUCUCAUGAUGGUGAAUAUCCCGACGAUGAAUCGCUGGAGGACGAGAUUGAUCUGCAAAGCAUGAGCACCACCAAAGCCACCCCGGCCAAAUUCAACACAGCGGCAUCAGAGCCCCAACUUGCGUCGCGUGUCACAGCGCCAAGCUCUCCGAGCGCCAAAAGCCCGAUGUCAACCCUACCGCCAAUGCUCGCUUACAUUCAGAAAGACCAGACGCCUUUCGUUAGGCGUGUUGACUCAUCUGCUGUUCUUCUUUCCACUUCACUGCGUCUUGCUAAGCUGGAGUCCGUUGAGGAGGUUGGCAAAAGCGCUUCAUCGGCAUUCGCCCACGCCCACAAAGUGGCCAACACAGCUACCAUUGCGCAGCGUUGUACCGUCACGAGGGGCGACUGCCUGGUUGAUAGCAAUUCGACGAUCGAGGAGAAAUGUGUGAUCAAAGAGACCGUUAUUGGUUCCAACUGCUACAUCGCCAGUGGUGCCCGUUUGACUCGCUGUUUGAUUAUGGAUGGCGCUGUUGUCGGAGAACGUUGUCAAUUGACAGGUACCAUCGUUGGACGUCGCAGCAAGAUCGGUCGCGAAUCCGUGCUGAAGGAUUGCGAGGUUCAAGACGGCAACGUUGUUCCUGAUGAUACCGACGCCAAGAAUGAGAAGUUCAUGGUCUUUGAGGGUCUCGAUGAAGAUGAUGAUAUGGAUGCUUCAGAAGAAGACCAGGACUACUGA